AUGAACCGCUACAUUCUGCCGCUGUCCGUGCUGGGCACAGCGGUGGGGGGCGCCGUGCUGCUCAAGGACUAUGUCGCUGGCGGGGCUUGUCCCAGCAAGGCCACCAUUCCCGGGAAGACUGUUGUUGUGACGGGUGCCAACACGGGCAUCGGGAAGCAGACCGCCUUGGAGCUGGCCAAGAGAGGAGGAAACAUCAUUCUGGCCUGUCGAGACAUGGAGAAGUGUGAGGCGGCAGCAAAAGACAUUCGCAGGGAGACCCUCAAUCACCACGUCAAUGCCCGGCACCUGGACUUGGCCUCCCUUAAGUCCAUCCGAGAGUUUGCAAGGAAGAUCACUGAAGAGGAGGAACACGUGCACAUCCUGAUCAACAACGCGGCCGUGAUGCGGUGCCCUCACUGGACCACUGAGGACGGCUUCGAGAUGCAGCUUGGCGUUAACUACCUGGGCCAUUUUCUUCUGACACACUUGCUGCUGGACAAGCUGAAAGCCUCUGCCCCUUCGCGGAUCAUCAACCUCUCGUCCUUGGCCCAUGUUGCUGGGCACAUAGACUUUGAGGACUUGAACUGGGAGAAGAGGAAGUAUGACACUAAGGCAGCCUACUGCCAGAGUAAGCUGGCCCUUGUCCUCUUCACCAAGGAGCUGAGCCGGCAGCUGCAAGGCACAGGCGUGACUGUCAAUGCCUUGCACCCUGGCGUGGCCAGGACAGAGCUGGGCAGACACACGGGCAUGCACAGCUCUGCCUUCUCCAGCUUCAUGCUCGGGCCCAUCUUCUGGAUGCUGGUCAAGAGCCCCCAGCUGGCAGCCCAGCCCAGCACCUACCUGGCCGUGGCCGAGGAACUGGAGGGCGUUUCUGGAAAGUACUUUGAUGGACUCAAAGAAAGGGCUCCGGCCCCCGAGGCUGAAGAUGAAGAGGUGGCCCAGAGGCUUUGGGCUGAAAGUGCCCGCCUGGUGGGCCUGGAGAUGUCCUCUGGAGCGUCUGAGAAGGGACAGCCCCUCCGCAAAUAACCUCUGGGAACUGGCGUGAAAGCCACUGAGGAGGCAGAGUCCCAAGGAUGGAGCAGCGACAAACCAAGCUGGCCGCCAUGCCAGCAGCAGCCUCUAGGUGGCAGUAUCGGCUCUCCUGGCCACAGUGGAUUGAAUCGCAGAUGGGCACCUGACCCAGGGAAUGGCUGGUGUCUUGUGCCCUGCUGCCAGCAGGUGAGCGGGGCCAUCAGAUGCCUCCCCUGGGGCUGUAAACUGGGAACAGUGGAGGGCGGAGUCAGCUCGGCUGGUGUGGGCCAUGCCGGGGACCGUGUGGUGUGUGGUGGGCAAGUUCCAACUGAUGCCCUGGAGUUCACGGGUCCCCAUGGGACCUUGCACACCUCCAGUCUGCUCUCCAAAUGUAAAAUGCGCAGAAUAACUCGACUACCUCAUCGGAUGGCGCGUGGUGACGGGUGAUGGCCUGGCUUGGGGAAUGGCAGCUGUGCGUUCUUGGCCCGUGGACGUUUGCUGCGGGCCUUCCGUGUGCCAGACCCUGGCGAGGCGCCCCGCCGGGAACCGGCCGACACAGGUCUGCCCCUGUUAGCUCCGAGCCACGCUGGGGACAGCGCGGGGUGAGGAACCACCGAGGAACCUGGAAGCCUGUGAUCACGAUCCCCUCUCCAGUUCCCUCGGUGAUGUAAACCGGAGGCUCAGACCUGCUCUUUAAUAACAAAAGUUCUAAAAAUGCGGCUGAGUUGUAGGUUUCAUUGUCCUCGUCUGUGUGCGUGUGGGGAAGCGCCAACCAGCUGAACAGGAGAACUGAAAGAGCUCUUGUAUCUAUUGCCUUCAGGGGACCGAGUCAUCAGUUUAAGUGUCAGCGGGGCAAUAAUCAAAUUGGAAGUUCAGACGUUUCGAGAUGAAAGAUGUCCUCCCCCCUUUCCCGUGGCACCCAUCCUUGAAGUCUGCGUGUCUCCUGUGUUGGAAGCCCUGUGAGGGCUGGCCCUCAGCUCGGGCACAGACGUAACAUUGUAAACUGACCAUACUUCAGUAAAAAUAUAUUUAAAAAA
This is a messenger RNA of Vicugna pacos (alpaca), 2027 nucleotides long. RefSeq names its product retinol dehydrogenase 13 (gene RDH13). Gene Ontology annotation, molecular function: oxidoreductase activity. The record is from RefSeq and is a predicted model, not a curated record. Lineage: Eukaryota; Metazoa; Chordata; Mammalia; Artiodactyla; Camelidae.